Neohortaea acidophila is the source of this 1782-nucleotide messenger RNA. Its product is annotated as DNA repair protein rad14. Bases 233 to 1354 code for a protein of 373 amino acids. Gene Ontology annotation, cellular component: nucleotide-excision repair factor 1 complex. NCBI's taxonomy places the organism in Eukaryota, Fungi, Ascomycota, Dothideomycetes, Mycosphaerellales, Teratosphaeriaceae. Gene Ontology annotation, biological process: nucleotide-excision repair, DNA damage recognition; UV-damage excision repair; base-excision repair. The record is from RefSeq and is a predicted model, not a curated record. The transcript has a single exon. Gene Ontology annotation, molecular function: damaged DNA binding.
GCUGCAAGAUCGUCAACACGUGAGAGCGCGCCGCGGUCCAAAUUCGUGACUUCCGACUUCGCUUCCUCCAAAUGCGUCAUUCGAGAGCUGCAGCUGCCGUCAACUUCUUCCCGUUUACAUAAACUUCACGCCGAACCUCCAGCCGGAUUUGCUGCAAUACCUUACGUAUUCUGAACGCCUCUAUUCCUUAGACCAUGUUGAUGUAAACAGCAACGAAGGCAACACUCGCAACAUGGCGGAACCGUCAACGCCACCCAGAAGGCCGGCCCCGGUCGACGCCAUCACCCCCGAACAAGUUCGGCGGAUGGAGGAGAGCCGACUAAGAGCCAAAGCACUACAAACACAGCGACAGCAAGAGACACGCUCAUCGGCAUCGAAUCGUCCGCAAAACUCAUAUCCCACCGGUGCAGGACAAAAGCGUAGCCACUCCGAGAUCUCCUCCUCCGUGCCCCCCACCACCCGGGACGCACGCAACUCCAUCGCACCACAUGCCAGACAGCAUCCGAACAGCAAUAAUGGCCUCGCCGAAGCCCAAGACUCGGGCAUCCGCGCCGCGCGCAAGUUUCAGAAGUUCGUGGAGUAUGACUUUAGCAAGAUGACGGAUACCAAGGGCGGGUUCAUGACGGAGGAAGACGACCCGUACAACAGGGUGUUGCACGCUGCUGAUAAUGAUGAGAAGCCGGCGAACAUGACGUUGAAAGAGUGGGAGCGGGCGCAGUUGCAGCGCCGACUGCGGGAGCGACGAGAAGGGCCAUAUGAGCCGGGGUUGAGCGUGCUUGAUCAGAAUGCCAAAAAGUGUCGGGAGUGCGGCAGUUUGGAGAUCGAUUGGCAGUGGGACGAGCUACUGCAUACGCAAGUUUGCAAUAGUUGUAAAGAGAAGAUGCCGGAGAAGUACAGCCUGCUCACCAAGACUGAGGCGAAGGAGGACUACCUGCUCACCGACCCGGAACUGCGCGACGCCGACCUCCUACCCCAUCUCGAGAAGCCGAAUCCGCACAAGAGCACGUGGAACAAUAUGAUGCUCUACCUGCGCUACCAAGUCGAGGAGUACGCCUUCUCGGCGCGGAAGUGGGGAUCCGAGCAGGCGCUCGAUGAGGAAUUCGAGCGGCGGCUGAAAGAGACAAAGGAUAGAAAGGACAAGAAGUUUCGGAAUAAGCUACAGGAGCUGAAGAAGAGGACCAGGGUGGAUGCGUAUAAGCGCGCGAGGGCGGGAGGCGGUGGCGAGUUUGGGGAUCGAUUGGGACGAGGGCGGCAUGAGCAUGAGUGGGGAGGGAGUGUGGAAGAUCCGGAGACGGGAAUGGCGAAGAAGAGGUGUGUGGAGUGUGGGAUGGAGGUUGAGGAGCUGGAGUUUUGAGCGCAGAAUGACGAGGGUCCUCCAUGAAUGAUAUCACGUACUUGUGCCUGUGUUGUCAUCACCGGUCAGAUGAUGCUGCGUGUGCUCUAUGAUUUCCAUUCCACCUGCGCAUCAGCGAGCAUUCGUUUCCGAAGGAAUUUACAAAAGAGUGUUGGUGUUCGAUAAUUGGGAACGUAAGGGCGAUUUGCUGACCCGCGAAUGGUUGACUUUGGCAAGGCUGCUGACUCGCAUAUCCAUCUAAUCUGCACGCCCUGCACACUACGCACCUUGUAAAACCAAUGCAAAAUGCUUUCCAGCCCCGCGGUCUCGAGUCAACGCAUCACAGCGCACAUCCCAGGCAAGACUACCCAAGACUGAGGCCGAACGGCCGUCAACGCGAUGAGCGAGGUAGACAUUCUUCGUCCUGCAGGCAUGUUCCCUGCCAUCAC